Molecule: messenger RNA, 1142 nt
Organism: Vigna unguiculata (cowpea)
Lineage: Eukaryota; Viridiplantae; Streptophyta; Magnoliopsida; Fabales; Fabaceae
Product: WUSCHEL-related homeobox 11-like
Biological process (GO): adventitious root development
Molecular function (GO): DNA binding; DNA-binding transcription factor activity
Source: RefSeq, a predicted model, not a curated record
CUUUAUACAUAUCUCUUUAUAUUAUUUUACCUAGGUUUCAUCAUCACCUUCACACACAUAUUCUUUUCUUUAUUUCUUCUGCAUUGGAAUGGAAGAUAACCAGGGGCAAGAGGGGCAAGAGCAGCAGCAGCAGCAACAGCAACAACAGCAAAAGCAACCCUCCGAGAGAACCGAACCCGUGAGGUCAAGAUGGACUCCCAAACCAGAACAAAUCCUUAUUCUCGAGUCCAUCUUCAACAGUGGCAUGGUUAACCCACCCAAAGACGAAACCGUCAGAAUAAGGAAGCUGCUUGAGAAAUUUGGCGCCGUUGGUGAUGCCAACGUCUUCUACUGGUUCCAGAACCGCCGCUCUCGCUCCCGCCGCCGCCAGCGCCAGAUUCAGGCCACCCUUAACAACGGUGGCGGUGCAAGUACCAACAAUCCCUUUCAACACCACCAUCAAAACAACCCUGCUCUUGUUGCGAACAUGGGUUUUGCUAGUGCUACUUCCUCUUUCCUUAACCCCUCUUACAUACCACCUGGUUCUUCUUCUUCCUCUUCUUCUCCUCCCUGUGGUGCUGAAGAAAGCUUCGAUGAUUUCUUCCCACCCUCUACUCAAAUGGGUUUUCCUGGAAUUGAUCAUCAUGCUUCAGCUGCAUCGUCUUCGUCAGUUUUGUACCCUCUUGAAGCUUCCAAUUUGAACUAUCACUCUGAUAUAGGAUUUGGGGGAAUUUCAGGAGUGAUCACAGUGUUCAUCAAUGGGGUUCCAACAGAAGUUCCAAGGGGGCCAAUGGACAUGAAAACAGCUUUUGGUGAAGAUGUAAUGUUAGUUCAUUCCUCUGGAAUUUCGGUUCCCACCAAUGAGUUUGGUUUCUUGAUGCAGGGCUUGCAGCAUGGUGAAAGCUACUUUGUGGUUUCAAAGCAAACACAAGUAUGAACAGAUGAAGUUAAUUGCAUGGCAGCAAUGGAAGCUUCUGUUAGAUGUUUCUGCUAUAAAUUGUCUUCCUUGUUUGGUUUUUUUUUUUUUUUUUUUUCGUUUUCUUUUUACCAUUUCCGUAAUCCUUUAUAUGUGGUUCAAAUAUUAGAGAUCUACUAUGUGAUUAGAGAAGUCCAUAUGUAUAUCUACUUAACAAUUUAUAUAUACUUUCUUUUCCUGGUUUUAG